ACGAAGAGCACGUAUUCUGCGUAGAUAAAAAUUAAAUUGUUUUAAAAACGCACAAUGCUAUAAAAAAUCAAGUUAAAUGUCAGUGAGAUACAAGUCUUGGUGUGCGCCAAUGAGUGUUUAAUGUAAUUUGUGUUUUGAUUCGUAUGCAUUAAUAAAAAAAAUUGAAGCAGCGUGUGCUGUAAAUUUGUACAACUUAUAAGCGUAUUUAAGGCUUCGUGUGUUGUUGUGUGUGAGUGUGCGUGAAUUCCGACCGACGACGACGCCGACGCAGCAGCUGCUGAGCCACCAUUUUACCGAAGAAGCGCAGAGAGAAAAGGGUGCAAAGCGUACAAAUUAAAGGCGACUGGCCGACUAAAUAAAUCAUUUGUGUUAAAUUAAUUCUACACAAGCAACAAAAGCCCUCAAAAUGGCCAGUUUCCAAGUGCAUUUGGAUAACAACGAAAAGGAGAAUCCCGUCAUGGUGGGCAAUAACCAAAAAUUGCCAUUUGGUAGUAAGCAGCCGCUUGCCGCUUUAGGAGCACGCAAUAAUAUCAAACAAGCCAAUGUGGCGCCCCAAAAAAUGGGACUGCGUGAGGUUGCCAAGCCAAAACUACUGGAUGAGAACUCGCUCUAUGCUGGUGUUAAGAAAUCAAAUGUUGUGCCUGUGGUGGAGCAGUUCAAGAGCUUCUCUGUUUACGAGGAUAACCAUGAUACGCAGUUGAUAUCAAAUGGCGCGCAGAAACAGCAGCAGGCUAACAAUGAAGAGAAGGAGAAUAUCUCUCGCUAUCUCUCCAAUAGCGAAGUGUUGGAUAUACAGCAGAGUUAUGAUAUGGACGGCACGCCCAUGUCUGUAACCGAUGUGCUUUCACCCAUGUCUGUGGAUCGCUCCAUGCUGGAUAGCAGUCAGCUUAUAAGCGUCGACGACAGCACCACUUCGGCUGAUGUUUCUACCAAGUCUGACAUCUUGGAGUUGCCGCCGUUGCCACGCAAUGAUCGUCAGCGCUUCUUUGAGGUUGUUGACUAUCAGCAGGAUAUAUUGGCAUAUUUCCGCGAGAGUGAGCUGAAGCAUCGCCCAAAGCCGCAAUACAUGCGCCGCCAGGUGGACAUUAAUCACUCUAUGCGCAGCAUUUUGGUGGAUUGGCUGGUUGAGGUGGCCGAAGAGUAUAAACUCGAUACGGAAACUUUAUAUUUGGCUGUCGCUUAUAUGGAUCGUUUUCUCAGUCAAAUGUCCGUCAAGCGCGCCAAGCUGCAAUUGGUGGGCACUGCAGCCAUGUAUAUUGCAUCCAAAUACGAGGAGAUCUAUCCACCAGAUGUAGGCGAGUUUGUAUUUCUCACUGACAAUACCUAUACGAAGGCUCAGGUGCUGCGCUUGGAGCAAGUGCUGCUCAAGAUACUCUCCUUCAACUUGUGCACGCCUACAGCUUACGUGUUUAUCAAUACUUAUGCCGUUAUAUGCGAUAUGCCCGAGAAGCUCAAGAACUUGACUUUGUACAUUGCUGAGCUGUCCUUGUUGGACGGUGAAUCGUAUAUGCAAUAUUUGCCUUCAAUGAUGUCAGCGGGUGCGCUUGCCUUGGCGCGUCAUAUGUUGGGUCUGGCGAUGUGGACGCCACAGCUGGAGGAGAUUACCACAUACAACAUGAAGCAGCUCAAGGAUCUAGUGCUCAUGCUAUACCAGACACACAAGUCUGUCAAGUCGCAGAAUACACAGGCCAUACGGGAAAAGUACAAUAGGGACAAAUACAAGAAAAUUGCUUCAACUGAGUGCAUUGAACUAAAUGAGGCACACUUCGAUGCAUUGAUGCAACAGGAGGAACAGCAGCAACGGCCGAACGAGAAUUCGCAGAAACAAUUUGUUUUAUAAGUUUUAAGUGUUUUUCUUUUAUUCUUUUACGUCAUCAUCAAGCCAUGAUAAAAUUGUAUUGUAGUCUUACAUUUACUCUAUGUGCACACUUAUGUAGCUUGUAGUAAUUUUAAUUUUGUUGUAUGUGUAAGUACAAGUAAUUUAGUAAUUGCUGCCCCACGCAUGCGCGCACACAAACACGCUAGAAACACUGCCAACAUCCAAUAGCUGCGCAAAUUGAAACUCUGGCCUGGCUAUAACACAAGAUCCAAAAUCUCAAAGCGUACUGGACAAUUUUAUAUGCCAGCUGGACAUAUAAGAGAUGUACUAACUGCCUACGAACAAGGAGCCUUAGAAUUCAAAUCACACUGCGUGCAACAAAAACAACAACACAACAAUGGAAGCAGAAAGAAAAUUUAUAUAAAUUUAAAUAUAAUCGUAGAAAACCACAAACGUAGGCUAAUGGCUCAAAAACAGUUUUCUUUUUAGUUAUGGAAUUUGAACACAAUCAUUUCUGAAGAUGUCAAUUUUUAACAUUUUACGUAUUUAUAUAAUAACUUGUAUAACCAGAUACAUAUAUCGUAAAAACGUAACUGUUAUUUUUGGGCCGAGAUUUAAUACAUAUAUCUAACUUACGAAUCUUAUAUACAUAUACAAACGAUAUAGGCUAUAAAUGUUCUGUGAACCAAC
This is a messenger RNA of Drosophila busckii, 2509 nucleotides long. Its product is annotated as G2/mitotic-specific cyclin-A. The record is from RefSeq and is a predicted model, not a curated record. The coding region runs from base 407 to 1840 and encodes 477 amino acids. Gene Ontology annotation, molecular function: cyclin-dependent protein serine/threonine kinase regulator activity. The transcript has 7 exons. Lineage: Eukaryota; Metazoa; Arthropoda; Insecta; Diptera; Drosophilidae. Gene Ontology annotation, biological process: regulation of cyclin-dependent protein serine/threonine kinase activity; mitotic cell cycle phase transition. Gene Ontology annotation, cellular component: cytoplasm; cyclin A2-CDK2 complex; nucleus.